Camarhynchus parvulus is the source of this 1614-nucleotide messenger RNA. RefSeq names its product clusterin (gene CLU). The transcript has 9 exons. Bases 124 to 1470 code for a protein of 448 amino acids. The record is from RefSeq and is a predicted model, not a curated record. NCBI's taxonomy places the organism in Eukaryota, Metazoa, Chordata, Aves, Passeriformes, Thraupidae.
GGCCCGUUCCAGAAAGCUCCGGGAGCGGAACGGGAGCGGGAACGGGGCGGGACCGGCCCCGGCCCGCGGAUAAAGCGGCACCGGAGCGGCCCCGGCAGCGGCACCGGAGCGGGACUGCGGGCCAUGGCGCUGUCGCUGUCGCUGCUGGCGCUCCUGGCCCUGGGGGGCGCGCAGGCGCUGCUGCCCCCCGGGGAGCUCCGAGAGCUGUCAGCUGCGGGCAGCCGCAUGGUGGACGCGGAGGUGGAGCGGGCGCUGCAGGGCGUGCGCAGGAUGCAGGAGCUGCUGCAGCGCAGCGACCGCGGGCACCAGGAGCUGCUGCGCUCCCUGCAGCAGGCGCAGCGCGGCAAGGAGGAAGCGGUGCAGCUGGCGCGGCAGAAGGAGCGGGAGCUGUCGGCGCGCGGCGAGCGCUGCAACGCCUCGGUGCAGGCGCUGUGGGAGAGCUGCAAGCCCUGCCUGCGGCAGCGCUGCCUCCGCUUCUACUCACGCACCUGCCGCAGCGGGGCCGGGCUCGUGGGCCGACAGCUGGAGGAAUUCCUGAACCACUCGUCUCCCAUCUCCAUCUGGGUGGACGGCGAGCGCCUGGACUCGCUGCUGGAGCGCGACGAGCGCCAGGAGCGGCAGCUGCAGGACCUGGAGGAGCGCUUCGGGCUCAUGGAGGACGGCGUCCAGGACAUCUUCCUCGACAGCUCCCGGGUCCAGGACCGCCUCCACCCCUUCUUCCAGGUGCCCUUCGGCGGCUUCCGCGAGGCGCUGGGGCCGCCGGUGCAGCGGCUGCGCCUCCCGCGCCGCUCCCGCCGCUUCUCCGGGGACUUCUUCCCGUUCUUCCCGCACCGCCACGGCGGCUUCCAGCAGCUCUUCCAGCCGCUCUUCCAGAUCACCCAGCGCAUGCUGGAGGACGCCCAGGGCAGCUGGGAGAACCCCACCGGAGAGUUCGGGACAGAAUCCCGGAAUUUCAGCAAUGACCGGAUGGUUUGCCGGGAGAUCCGGCGGAACUCGGCCGGCUGCCUGCGGAUGCGGGAUGAGUGCGACCAGUGCCGGGAGAUCCUGGCCCUGGACUGCGGGCAGGAGGAUCCCUCUCAGCAGGAGCUGCGGGAGCAGCUGGAGGACGCCGUGCGCGUGGCCGAGCGCUUCACGCGCCGCUACGAUUCCCUGCUCCGGGAAUUCCAGGAGGAAAUGCUCAACACCUCCGGCCUGCUGGACCAGCUGAACCGCCAGUUCGGCUGGGUGUCCCGCCUGGCCAACCACUCCAUGGGCUCCGACGGCUUCCUGCAGGUCACCACGGUGCUGUCCAAGGCCCCGAACCCCGCGGAUCCCUCGGUGCCCCCGGACACGCAGGUGACAGUGCAGCUCUUCGACUCGGAGCCGCUGGCGCUCACCGUGCCCGGGGACAUCCCCUGGGACGACCCCCGGUUCAUGGAGAACGUGGCCCAGCAGGCGCUGCAGCGCUUCAAGGAAAACGCCGUAGAGUAGCCGGGCAAUGCCGCCGCCGCCGCCCCUCCGGAUCCCCCUUCCCGGGGGGAAUUCUCAGCAUUGCUGCCACCUCUCCCCUCCUGACCCUUCCUGCUGCCAGGACCCUGCGGGGCCCCAAAUGGAAAAUAAAGGUAGAGUUGAACA